This is a messenger RNA of Rhagoletis zephyria (snowberry fruit fly), 1809 nucleotides long. Its product is annotated as terminal uridylyltransferase Tailor-like. The record is from RefSeq and is a predicted model, not a curated record. Gene Ontology annotation, molecular function: RNA uridylyltransferase activity. Lineage: Eukaryota; Metazoa; Arthropoda; Insecta; Diptera; Tephritidae.
CGAUUUUUAAAUCAGUGAUAAAAUUACCGGUAGUGAAAUAUCGCUCAUUACUAGUGUGUACUGUGGUUGGCGCAUUUUGUUUAAUUUUUAAUUGCUUGCGGAAAGAUAACGUUCCGUUUAACUACCCCCAUCGUCAGCAAGUUGCAGAAAUUCAUUUUACAUUGAAAAUGGCGGCGUCAGUAAAACAACUUUAUUUGCAUCCUUUGACUCUGGAAUCCACACUAUUCCUCAACUCCUUGGAAGUGUGCGGCAAAAUUUAUAACCGAAUUGAUCCCUAUCUUUAUGAUUCGUUGAGAAAUGUGGUGCUUGGAAUUGAAAAAUUCCUAGAUCAAAACCCUACCGUAAUAGAGGCCACGGAUGACUUUAUGUUUGUGACACCCAAAGAGUUGGAGGUAAUACAAAAGAUUUACCAUUGCACCUUUUGCAAGAAAAAUUUGGGCAAUACGGUUGACAAGGCCGCGAUCCAUUUGGCAGAACGACACCCAACUGCCAAAAGAGUAAAUUUGCCAAAGCGAGCGAAGGCGAUUGUUGAGAGCGAUUUCGGAAAAUUUUUCGCCGAUCAAUUGCAAGUAGCAGAGACAUUAAAACAAAUCGCGGAAUAUGACGUUAUAGAGAAUUCGCUGUCGGAUAUUCUUAAGGAAGUGUUUCCCGACAAAAGCAUCAAAAUGUAUAAAUUCGGUUCGCGAAUAACUGGUAUUGGUACAGGAAAUUCGGAUCUUGAUAUAUACGUUGAUAUCGGUGGACGAUUCAAUGAAUUCGAGCAUGCUGCCACAGCAGAGACGUUGCAAAUCUUCGACCGGGCUUUUUACGUUUUUAAAAAUAAAACCAUAGAUUGGCGCUUGAACCAUGCUGCUAGAGGUGCACGUAUACCCAUACUAAAGUUGACUAACACUAGGACUAAAAUAAAGUGUGAUGUUGGUUUUUCCAACAGUAUAAGUUAUUGCAAUAAGCAAAUGCUUGAAUAUAUUUUCCAACAACAGCCUAUAGCGCGACGAAUGUGCAUAUUCAUGAAAAAAUGGCUAGAGCUCACAGGACUUAAUAGGCGUAUAACUACGUACUGUAUGUCGUUGAUGGUAAUUUACUAUUUACAGAUCAACAAUUUUUUGCCCUCAAUUGAGACUCUGCAAAAGAAUAUGUUGGCCAAUGUCUUAGUUGGACCAUGGAUUAGCAACUUUAUUGAGAUACCCUUAACUGAAUUGAAAAUGGAAGUUCUUAGCGUCAGCCCAUCGAGUUGCAAGCAACACAUUAAAGAAUUUUUUAUAUAUUAUGCUGAUUUCGAUUAUGAAUCGCAUGUAAUAUGCCCCUAUUUUGGACGUACACAUAUAAAAAUAGAAAAUUUUGAAAGCCUAAUGCCGGAACGAUAUACCAAUUUUGUACAGAGCAAGAAUUCUGCCAAAGAUUUUGGCAUAGAAUUAGAUAAGCAUAUGGUCGUACAGGAUCCACUACGAAUGAAUCAUAAUGUGGCAGCGCGUGUGACUAAAGUAGAUUUGAUGGAGUGGCAGCAUUUUUUAAAGAAGUCAGCUGUGUUGAUAAUCGUUGUGAGAUCAUGGCGCAAUAAUGACUUAAUAUAUACUAGCAAAUAUCCGGCGUGCUUUGCGACGCAUCGUGAGUAAUUUUGCAUCAAAGUUAAGGAGAAGCCGUAUUGAAACUCAAAUGGGAAAAACCCCUUCAGGGGAAGAAUUUUGCCUUUAUUAGUAUCCAUAAUUCAUCUGGCCGGGAACUCUAGUAAGUUAAGAUCUAUCUUCACAAAUCAGUGCCGUAUCAGUUCGGUAUCAUUGCCAAUCAGCAUCGAUCAGUGAUACCAAUUCA